AUGAGCAGACCUGCACCCAUCGACACGCAGUCCAGUGCAAUUAAACGUGCAGCGGGCAGGGUAGUCUCUUUCCUGACACCCAAGAAGGACAAAUUCUCGCCUACGAGCCCAGAGAAUUCACAGAAGCCAUUACCUCCAUUUGAGCCUCAGAGGCUGCUCGAAGCGGGCAGAGAACGUCAUGACCUACCUCAACGUCCGUUGCAACGAGAGCCAUCCCGACACUCACUUCGUCCGUCGGUUUCCCGCAGCUCACUCCGUCCAGACAUGUAUUCGCACUCUCGGGCUGGAUCUCGAGACACUCGCGAUCAUCGUGACAGAUCUGCUUCUAGAGGUUCUGUCAUCUCUCACACUCGAUCUGCAUCGCGAAUGUCAAUGCGCUCAUUUGACUCCAGAUGGACGCGAGAUGAGCCCUACAGAGAUCCAGACAACCGAGAAUUUAAACUCAAGCGGGACGCUGAACCAAAAGAGAUUGAUGGCAUCACCCACUGGUGGACAAACCUCUACCUCGAAGGAAAAUUUCUCGGCCAUUUCUUCUGCCGCCAGGAGCCACGUUUUAAGCCCGAUUGUUUCUUCCCAGGAAUGAUCAUCUGGGCAACACACGCUUUCUUCCAGAACAACCUCAAUGCCACACCUGGAGAUCCUCGCAUCGCUCUGACCCGGCACGCGCCUGUUUAUGUCAAGCCAAGACCUAUGGUGGUGUUGUACUCUACUGACUCAGGCUUGUGCUGCGCUCCGAUGUUCUCUCUCGAUAACAAAAACCAGUGGCAUAGGAGGAAGUAUGAAUACAUCGCCAUCACUAAAGAAGGUGACGACUGGCAAGGUGAGACAGACUGGGCUGGUGUACUCACAUUCCGACCACAUCCCUAA
Molecule: messenger RNA, 867 nt
Organism: Aureobasidium uvarum
Lineage: Eukaryota; Fungi; Ascomycota; Dothideomycetes; Dothideales; Saccotheciaceae
Source: the annotation of a GenBank genome assembly